Molecule: messenger RNA, 1243 nt
Organism: Pteropus alecto (black flying fox)
Lineage: Eukaryota; Metazoa; Chordata; Mammalia; Chiroptera; Pteropodidae
Gene: EDN2
Product: endothelin 2
Exons: 5
Coding region: 78-614 (178 amino acids)
Biological process (GO): vein smooth muscle contraction; regulation of systemic arterial blood pressure by endothelin; intracellular calcium ion homeostasis
Cellular component (GO): extracellular region
Molecular function (GO): hormone activity; endothelin B receptor binding
Source: RefSeq, a predicted model, not a curated record
UCCGCUCGGCUUGGCAGAAGUACGCUGGCAACAGGCGCACUCCCUGCUCCGACCCAGCCGCGCGCUCCUCCGCAGAUAUGAUCGCUGUGCCCACCGCCUGGUGCUCCGUCGCUCUGGCCCUGCUCGUGGCCUUGCACGAAGGCAAAGGCCAGGCCGCUGCCACUCCGGAGCAGCCAGUGCCCUCACCCGGCGCCAGAGGCUCCCACCUGCGGUCUCGGCGUUGUUCCUGCAGCUCCUGGCUCGACAAGGAGUGCGUCUACUUCUGCCACUUGGACAUCAUCUGGGUGAACACCCCCGGACAGACAGCUCCUUACGGUCUGGGAAACCCGCCAAGACGCCAGCGCCGCUCUCUGCCAGGGCGCUGUGAAUGCUCCAGCUCCAGAGACCCUGCAUGUGCCACCUUCUGCCAUCAAAGGCCCUGGUCUGAAGCCAUGGCAAUCCCAGGCACUGGGUCCACUGCAGACGUGUUCCAGACUGGCAAGACAUGGAUCACUGCAGGAGAGCUCCUCCAGCGGCUGAGGGACAUUUCUGCUGCCAAGAUCCGCUUUGCUAGGCGACAGAAGGAGUCAAUAAGGGAGACCAGGCCUACACACUCCAGGCGGAGGAAGAGAUAGCGUCGAGAGCUGGAAGAACGCUGGGAAGGAAGCCUGCGUGGAAAUGAAAGGAGAGGGGAGGCCCAGGGAAGGGAGACCCUCCACCUGUUUCCUGGGCCAGGAAACAUACCGGCUGGGAUUGGCACAAGCUCUGAUCUCCUCGCUCUGGAGAGCGAGCCUCCAUCAAGGCGGCUCCAAGCCCUCACAGUGUCCAGGAAAGCUUUUGCUCCCACGGUACAGAGCAGCCUCUCACCCUGGCUCUGGCCCCACACCCCUGCUGAAAGGAACUGCGUGGGGAAGUGCACUAAACUGGAGGCCAAGUCCUGAGAGGAAUCCUAUCUGUUGGCUGCAAACCAGGAAUGACGUGCAGUGAUGGACACUCACACCUAAGCCAGCCCUGGAGGCUGGAUAGGGCUGUCCAAUGGCUGGUGUCCUGGCCGCCCCCAUCUGUCCCUUUUAGAUCUCUCUCCCCAGAGUCCUUGUACCUUCAUACCCUCAGGACACUCCUGGUGAGAAGGGCCUAUUCUGCUUCACCUGUCUGUAUAUAAUUUAUUUGCUCUAAGAACUUUGGGAAUUCCAAUUAUUUAUUAUAAUGUAUUUUUUUUAGACUCUCAAUUAUUUGCCUGUGAACUCGUGUUUGUAAUAAAUAA